Homarus americanus (American lobster) is the source of this 5793-nucleotide messenger RNA. RefSeq lists its product as uncharacterized. NCBI's taxonomy places the organism in Eukaryota, Metazoa, Arthropoda, Malacostraca, Decapoda, Nephropidae. Bases 224 to 3175 code for a protein of 983 amino acids. The record is from RefSeq and is a predicted model, not a curated record. Gene Ontology annotation, molecular function: lipid binding. The transcript is spliced from 9 exons.
CCCGGUGUGGUAUCGGACACGUGUCGUCUGCGUGUUGGUGUUGUUAAAGUCAAACAGUGACCGGUCGUGUGGUCUGGAUAACACCUUGUCCAACAAACCCUUAGCCUAGAGUGACAAGCACUUCAAGAUGGUGUAGCUUACAGCAUCUUUAAGAAAUCAGUUAGAACUUACAGAUGAAUUGCUGUUAAUGAUAUGGUAAGAGAGUUGAGCCGGCGGGUGCAGGAUGAUCACUGGUGCUUGGCCAGGCCUACUCACUGCUUACCGUAAUGGCCUGGCAGCGGUGUGUAGAAGGCCUUUUGGGCAUCAGGUGUUGCGGCCCAGGCACAGACCACCUGUAGCCAUAAGACAAACUGUCCGUGGGCCUUCAUCUGCCUCUCACCAAGUUAAAGCACUUCACACCACAAGAUCUAAAAGGAGUACUGGGGUGAUGAGUUGGAGCUUACUUGUGAUAUUGGUGGGUCAGAGCCGACAGUCACAAGUGCUGGAGAGGCUAAAGGAAAUCACUUGUUAUCUUUAUCGCACAAUCGUUCGACAAUGCGAGGUCCACGCAGCACAAAAAUUCCGCCGUGGGCUGCAACUUCACUCUGCAUAUUCUCGCAUGUGGGGGGAAGAGGCUGCUCGGGCUAUGCUUGCAAACUUUCGACGAAUACUGAUGUCUCGGGGACGGCACAUGCUUCUCUCUGCAGUUUGCUUCUCAAAUUUUAACUGGAAUAAGGAGAGGAUACCUGAUGAAAGUUUGCAGAGAGCUGUUGAAGAUCUUGACAGUGUUGGAGAACUGUGCAGGGCUACUGUUGAAUGUGAAACUUGUAGGAAAAGACAAGUGAUUGAUCAACAGAUGGCCAAUAUAGAUUACUGCAAAUGUAGUGGGAGUUUAGGAUAUACAAACUCAUCUCGUGUAUAUGAUUCCUGGGAGCCAUUUAUUGAACGUGAGCAUCACAUUGUAUGGCGUCAGAGACAUCACAUUCACAAGCAUUUGUAUGCUUACAAAGUAUAUGGUACAUAUGAUGAUGUAAGCCUCAGUGCCUUUGUGGAGGUACAGCUGAACAGUAACUUCAGAACAGACUGGGAUGACACUGCUCUUCAGCUGCGUGUUUUGGAUUCAGAUCAAGACAGUAACUCUGAUUUGCUUUACUGGCUUGUUAAAUUCCCUCAUUUUUUCGCUAAUCGUGACUACUUAUUUAAACGCCGCUUCACUGUGAAUGAAGAGAAGGAGGUUGUGAUAAUGAGUGAAGCAAUAAAACCUGACUAUGUACCAGAAGAAGCAGGUGUUCAUCGUGUGAAUGAAUACUGGUCAACAAUGGUCAUUAGGGCUCGUGAAGAUGUUCACAAGCCGGGUCUUGAAUACACCCUCACCUACUUUGACAACCCUGGAACCAGCUUACCACAAAGACUGACAAAUUUUAUAGCUGCUACUGGAUUUCCUAACUUCUUGAGAAAAGUUCAUAAAGCUGCUCUCACUCUUCAGGCAGUUCAUGAAAAGGGAGAUGAUGUUUAUGUUAGUCUUCCAAAAGAAUUGAGGCAUCCCAAGCCAAAGAGGGAACCGAUUUUAGAGAGACCUUCAGAACCCACUGCUACUAUAAGUAAAGAGUUGGAAUUAUCUGUCUCUUCAACUGAAGAUACUGAAUUGAAAGUUGAUGACAGCGAGCUGAAAUGUGAACUCCUAAGUAAUCAAGAAAACUUAGUAGUCGGGAAAGAUUUAGAUAUCCAAACAGACAAAGAUUUAAGUUUGAAAGCUGUUACUCAGAUACUAGACAGUGUGAAAGUUCAAGAUAUUACGGAAGAUUCAUCAAGUACCAAGUAUCAUAAGGAAGACUUGUUUGAGUCCCUUAAAACAACACAGAGCAAUCAUAAAUCAGAGAUACAUGUGGAAGAACCAAGCAAAAUGUCUUUACAGGUCAUAAUUACAAGUGAAGAGGCUGUUGAGAAAGAUAUUCCUGCUGUUAGGGAGAGUGAUACUUUUAUGAAAAACAAUGAUAAGAUUGGCAAAAUGCCUUCAUCUACAUCUGACAGAGUUCUUCAUGUACAUUUGGGUAACAAGAAUGUUGCAGUGGACUUAUUAGAAGGAAUGGAAGUAGUUGCUCCAGAUCUAGAAAGUGAGUCUCUCUUGCUCAAGAAAAUUGAGAAAAUAAAAGCAGACACAUGCAGUGAUUUUGGAAAUCAUAAUUUAGUCAUGACAAAAGUAAAAGAUAUAAAGAAUAUGAUAAAAUUGUUUCAGGAACAUGCACUAAAAAAAAAAGAGAAGUCCAUGAAGAAAAUGGAGGAAUUAGCACACCGAGACCAUUAUCAUCAUUCUGGUGCAGAUGAAAAGACCCUAAAACAUCUUGAGAUGCUUUUUCAGGCAAUGAGAGAUGUCCUUCGGGCCGACAAAGACCUUCGUACCGGCAAAGGCCUCAUGGGCGUGUAUGCAGAACAUGAAGAAAAGGAUCUACCUGAUACUGAUAAACAAAAUUCUGCAAGUACAGAAUCCUCAAAAUCCUACACACACUCGCAAGAUCUUGACAACUCGAGACAUCCUGAAACUCGUGGAAAAGAUUCAGCAACACCAAAUGGUGAAAAAGACUUGCAGUUAACUUCAGACAAGGGAGAACAAAAACAAAGUGGAAAUAAAGAUUCACAGCCUCCUGAUCAGCCUCCUCCUCCUCCCCAUGACUCGGGUGGAUUGUCUUCUUCAGGAACACUGGAAUUGCCACCAGAAGGGGUAGGCACCACAACAAACGCAGAUAUUGCAGCUUACAGCAACCAAAGAAAUGAAGCUAAUUUCACUGAAAAUGAAUCUGAAGUUUUGAACUCAUGGUCUUCAUGGAUUUAUAUUCCCAAUAUUUCAGCUUUAUGGAAUUCGGGUAACAAAGUAUGCACAAAUGGAAGCACAAGUGCAGAUGAUGCUGAUAAACAGAGCACAAAUGAUAUGUACAAUGAAACUAACUCGAAGUCUUUCACUGCACAAGUUUGGUAUAUUGUUGGCCUUGGCUGGAUCUUUCAUACUGAAACAAAAUUUAUCAUUGAGGAUCAUGGUGAACAGGGAAAUAAGCUGCAAAUGAAAGUAGAUGAAAACCUUGUCAGUAAAAAUAUCUGUGAUAAAGACUCUGAUCGAGAUGCCAAGUGGUAUUGGUACCCAGUAAAUGGUGUGUAUCGUGUUUAUGCAUGGGUUUUCAGUAAUUCAAAGGAAAACGCAUAAAGUUAACCCAGAUGUAGUAUUCAGCAUCACAGGAUCACGAGCGCCUUAUUGGCAAGCGUCUUAUACGUUAUGAGGGAAGUUGCGUUCAAAAAGAAAUUUCUAGAACUGUAUUUGAGGAUUUAGUAUUAGAAUUCCUUACUGUAUAUACUGGCAUAAAAGACAACCUUUGAAACUUUAUAAAAUAUUUCCCCCAACCUUGGGGAAAUCUUAUAUGCCAAGUAUAAAAUGUGAACCUUAAAACAUAUGUUUUAGGUUGUCUUUAUGGGUAAUGGAGAUUUUAUUUGAUAAAUGCAAUGUGUUUAAUUAAUGUUGAACAUAAUAGUGAAUCAAGAAUUCCCUUAAUGGUAGAACACAUUAAGUCCAUUUAUCAGGAAGAUUUACAGCUAUAUUAGCUCUUUCAUUAUGAUAUGCAGUUUAUCUUAGUAGUUUUAUAAUCACCACUGCUCUGUGUUAAAACUUGCUAAUAAAAUUAUAAAAACUUUAUUAUCCACCAUUUGUGUUCUCUUCAGCUACAGUACUGCAUUGAGAUCAAAGGUUUUCCUUGCCAGCUUAUUGUAAGUACAGUACAUAACACUUAUCGUAGUACAGUAUUUUAUAUAUCCCAAAAUUCUGUUUGGUAAAUUAAGAAUCAUUUAAAUUUUUUAUUUUAAUAAAUAUCCAUAAUUUGCUUUAUUUACUUUUAAUAAAGAUAAUGUACCACCUUGUUUAUAAUGGUAUUCUCUGUGUUAAGUGAUAUCUCUGAUAGCUGGAACAAUUGGUGCAGAGCACUUCCAGGAACGAGAGAUUUCCGGGUAACGAGACGACUCUCAAAGCCGGAAAAAAAUCCCUCUUCCCCGGAAUUAUCCGGGUAAUGGAAAAACCAUCUCGGAAGUUCCAGAAAUUGCGCAUUACAUCAUCUCUUGAACUCGGAAAGAUAUGCCCCAUCCCCGGCAUUUUCUGGUGCCCGGAAAAAAAUAAAUAAAAAAAAUCCCCCAUCCCCAGAAUUUUCCCAAAUAUUCUGGGAACUGGAAAAAAAUUCUUGGAAUUUUCCAGAAAAUGUGCCCAUCGGAAAAUUGUUUCCAAAGCCAUAAUUUCCCCAAAAAUUUUGGCUUUGGGAAUGAUUUUCCAAGAUGAAUAUAAUUCCGGCUGUCAGAGUUCCAGGUUUGAGGGAUUCCGGCUAACGGAGAUUUUACCGUGUGAGAAGGAUGUAGCAGAUGAACAUUUGACAAUAUGAAUAUACUGUAACUUUUUUAUAUCUACUUAAUUUAAUCUUGGAGAACUCUAGGUUACAGGUAUAUGUCUCAAACAUUUACAGUACUGUUAAUAUCUCCAAUAGCCGGAAUUGAAAUUUUCUCGGAAAAUUCUGUCUUUAGGAACGAUUUUCCGAGGGGUAUAUUUUCCAGAAAAUUGAGAAAUUUUUCCCGGUGCAAGGAAAAUUCCGGGGAUGGGGGAUUUUUUCCGGGUUUGAGAGAUAAAAUAGGGUGUAUUUUCUGGAACUUCCGAGAAAAUUUUUCCGUUACCUAGAAAAUUCCAGGGAAGGGGGAAUUUUUUUCCGGCUUUGAGAGUCAUUUCGUUACCCAAAUCUUUCAUUCUCAGAAGUGCUCUGCACCAAUUGCUCCAGCUAAUGGAGAUAUCAUUGUUUGUUUGUUUGUUUCGGUAAAAAUAUACAGUAUAUAUAUUUUUACUCUUUUUGGCAAGGGUGAAGUGGCAUUUGCACGAUAUGUUUUUAUACUGUAUUACUGGUGUUUGUGCGUGAAAAAAUUAUCAUGUAAUUCAUUGAGAGAAAGUAUGGCUUGAUGCUGAGCUAAGUUGGUCAGUUAUUUGGUAUGGUGUGCAAAGGGUAGGUCUCACUCUUACUCUGAAGCUUCAUGAUGCCUAACGUAUAUGCUCGAAUACAGUUUGAGUUUAUUUGAUUUGUUUUUUGUUUUUCCUCAAAGUAGGGGGUCAAUCUAUAUAAGCAUAGUAUUUUUGAGCUGUUAAAAUUUUUGCAUUUUUGUGGGUCAUUUACGGUGACCAGUAGUUACCCAGUACAUGCUCGUGGUAGGUUAACUUUGCCAGUAAGUGCUUUUAUCCUGGAUUUGCCUACCAUACUUCUAGAUUCUCUCUUUAUGUUGCUGCAUGAAAAGCAGAACCUUAUUCACUAAAUCAUGCAGAGUUGGCGACCACAUUCCUCCACUCUAAACUUUUUCUGGUUGUUUUUAAUCCUCUAUGGUUAUGUAUCUCUCUGGGGGCCUUCUUAUUAAUUUCAUUCCCUAACCCAGUUUCUGCUUUCCCCCGGCUCUCCUACCCUCAACUUUGCCCAUUAAUAUUUCUGUUCUCCCCUCAUCCCUAAUUAUCUGACCAAAUUAUCAAAAUUUUCUUUUUCUGUACAUUUUAAGUAUUUCUCUUGAAGUUUUUACUAAUCUUAGUACUUCUUCAUUUGUUUUCCUCUCAGUGUAGCUUCUUCUUAACAUUUGCCUAUAACACCACAUUGCAAAGGACUCGAACCUCUUUCUGGUGUCUGCUGAAAGUGUCCACGCUUUUAACCCAUAUAUCAGUCCUUGCCAGGUAAAGCCUUUGAGCAGCUUUUUUCUCAAAUUGAAGUUAUGUGACUUUUCAUUAGGUCUUUCGAUUAUUAAAUGCUGUGCUUGGUUGCUCAA